Fulvia fulva is the source of this 891-nucleotide messenger RNA. RefSeq lists its product as uncharacterized. Bases 1 to 891 code for a protein of 296 amino acids. NCBI's taxonomy places the organism in Eukaryota, Fungi, Ascomycota, Dothideomycetes, Mycosphaerellales, Mycosphaerellaceae. The record is from RefSeq and is a predicted model, not a curated record. The transcript is spliced from 2 exons.
AUGGAUAGCUACUUCUAUCCAGAUCGCUUCAGCCCAAUCAUGGUGCGCGAUGAAGCCAGACAGCGCGAGCGCCACGCGCGGAACAUCGGCCAGAUCGAAGGCUAUGGUGCAGCUAUUCGCGACAUGCGUGGCGCUCAGAUGCGCGAGAGGAUGAGACCACUCCUGCCCGAGCCAAAGCCAGAGGAGAAGAAGUCCAAAUCAAGGAAGACGACCACAUCAUCACCGCAGAAGACUCAGACCACUCGAGAGAGUAACACGACCGGGUCCAAGUCAAAGCCAACUGUAUCCACAUCGAAGACGACUCAAACCGGCUCCAAGCCAAAGACCACGACCUCCACAUCCAAGACGACCCAGACUGCUCAAGACAAGUACAAGCAAUACAAGAGCACAAAGGGCAAGAGCAAGGAGACCGGAUCAUCUGAGGCCCCGACUACUCGCGACGACUUCGAGAAGUACCAACAGUACAAGAAGAAGCACUACGAGUAUCGCGAACUUCUGCAGCAGGACGGAGAUUUGAAGAGCAAGAAGACGCACGAGAAGAGAAGCCAGUCGAAGAAGGACAGCACCAGAGACUCGAAGAAGGACACUCGCGGACGCUGGGACUCCGUUGAAGAGUCCGAGUACAGGAUCCAGCCGAAGGACUCCAGCGACCUUCGUCGCGAGAAGGCAGAGCGCGAGCGCGAGCGGGCAGUGUACUACGAGCAGCAGCUUCAGAAGGAGCAGGAUCGUCGCUACGCAGCUGAGCAGUGGCAGCGUCAGCGUCUGGAUGUUGCUGAGCGGAACUACCGCGGGUAUGGUGUUGUAGAUGUCCCUCGAGUUCGUCCAGGUCGUCGUCGGUUGGCUGCGAUACCAGGACAGGGUCGACAGAUUUGGUGGGGCGAAGGUCGUUAG